CCUCUCUCUCUCUGUCUCUCCCGUUUCUCCUCCCGCAAGUUUCGACAGAGACCUAGCUCUCGCUCGCUCUCUUUCUCGCUCGCGGUCACUCCCGCUGGCGACCAAAUUGAUUCCGCGUGGUUCUAUGAAAAGUAACCCUUUUGAGAUAUACUGGGCGCUUGGUGAGAAAUUGGAUGUACUUCUCUUCUUGAGGAGACCUUCCUGUGAGGAUGGCAUCUAGAGCACUUGUCAGGAGGAAGAGCGUCAUCUCGGAUUACUUGCAUUCCUCAGUUCGCUCGGUUCAAUAUCUCCAAUGUCUUGGGCAUGAGCAUGCUCCUCUCUACAGAGAUCUGCAUGGUUACAGCAACAUUGCUGAACUUCCAUCUGCAGAUGUAGACAGAAAAAGUAAUAGCACGGCUCUCUUGAUUGCAAAAGAGAAACUGCUUAGCAAUCAAGGAUUUGGACAUUUUGGGGGGAUAUGUGGAAAUGCUGGGUAUGUUCGAGGAAAUGUACGACAAGAACUCAUGCAUCCCUUGGGUCUGAGGUGGAUGUUGCACUCCACUUGCCAUGCUUCCACUGCUGCUGCGAAGCAGCAGGAGCUGGGUAGUGACGAUGAAGGCAAUGAAGAUUUAGUUGCUAAAAGGAGGAAGGAAGCAUCUGCAGAAGAUUGUGAUGAAGCUGUUGCUGAUCUAAGUUCUGCCAAAGCAAAAGCAAAAGCUAAAAAGUUGCAAGAGUCACAAAGAGCAGCCCAGUCCAUCCUGCAAAGGGUAUGGGCCAGUCUCCUGGGGAUCGGUCCUGCUUUGAGAGCCGUGGCUUCCAUGAGCAGAGAGGAUUGGGCCAAGAAACUUUUGCAUUGGAAAGCAGAAUUUGUGUCGACAUUGCAACAUUACUGGUUGGGGACGAAGUUAUUGUGGGCAGAUGUGAGGAUUAGUUCUAGAUUGCUUUUAAAACUUGCAGAUGGUAAGAGUCUAUCAAGAAGGGAGAGGCAGCAGCUAACCCGUACAACAGCCGAUAUUUUUAGGCUAGUUCCUUUUGCGGUGUUCAUAAUCGUUCCAUUCAUGGAAUUUUUGCUGCCGGUAUUUCUCAAGUUGUUCCCCAAUAUGUUGCCCUCAACAUUUCAAGACAAGAUGAAAGAGCAGGAAGCACUAAAACGGAGGUUAAAUGCGAGAAUUGAAUAUGCCAAGUUUCUGCAAGACACAGUCAAAGAAAUGGCUAAAGAAGUUCAAAACUCAAGAAGUGGUGAAUUAAAGCAAACUGCGGAAGAUCUUGAUGAGUUUCUCAAUCGGGUCAGAACAGGUUCCCAAGUGAAUAAUGAAGAAAUUUUGAGUUUUGCCAAGUUAUUCAAUGAUGAGCUUACUCUAGAUAAUAUCAGUAGACCUAGACUAGUAAACAUGUGCAAAUAUAUGGGAAUCAGCCCAUUUGGAACAGAUGCAUAUUUACGCUACAUGCUUCGUAAGCGGCUUCGGAGCAUUAAAGAAGAUGAUCAACUAAUUCAAGCUGAGGGGUUGGAGUCCCUCUCGGAGGAGGAGCUUCGCGAAGAUUGUAGGGAAAGAGGCAUGCUUGGAUUACGUUCUGUUGAAGAAAUGCGCCAACAGCUUCGUGAUUGGUUGGACUUGUCUCUGAAUCACUCUGUACCAUCCUCUCUUUUGAUCCUUUCCAGGGCCUUUGUUGUAUCUGGACGGCUCAAACUAGAGGAAGUUGUUGGAGCCACACUUUCUUCUCUUCCAGAUGAAGUUGUGGAUACUGUUGGUGUUACCUCAUUACCUUCUGAAGAUUCUGUGUCUGAAAGGAGAAGGAAAUUGGAGUACCUAGCAAUGCAAGAAGAACUGAUAAAGGAGGAGGAAGAGAGAGAAGAAGAAGAGCAAACUAAGAGUAAGGAGUCUGGAGUUGGUAGGGUAGAUGUGGCUUUAGAGGAGAUGAAUCUGCCAACAGCAGAGGAAGCACAGAAACAAGCUAUAGCAAGAACAUUAGAGAAGCACGAGCACCUCUGUGAAAUAAGUCAGGCUUUGGCUGUUUUAGCUUCAGCAUCUUCAGUGAGUAGGGAGCGUGAGGAGUUCUUGCAGCUCGUCAAUAAAGAGAUAGGGCUCUAUAAUAGCAUUGUGGACAAAGAGGAGACAGAUGGUGAGAAAGAUGCUAUGAGGGUGUAUAAGGCUGCACGAGAGGAAAAUGAUCAGAUGGAUGAAGUCGCUGAACAGGAUGCAGUUUCAUCUGCACUAAUAGACAGGGUUGAUGCUAUGCUUCAGAAUCUAGAGAAGGAAAUUGACACUGUUGAUGCUGUAAUUGGUGACCGUUGGCGACUACUUGAUAGGGAUCAUGAUGGGAAGGUGACACCUGAGGAAGUUGCUGCUGCUGCUUUGUAUUUGAAAAAUACUCUGGACAAGGAGGGUAUACAAGAACUAAUCAGCAAUCUAUCUAAAGAUAGAGAUGGGAAGAUUCUCGUGGAAGACAUUGUCAGAUUGGGCAGUCGGACAGAUGAUACUAAUGCUGCUGAAGACUGUACAAGGUGAUGUCCGAAACUCACUGUUGGCCGCUCCGCGAUCUUCUGGUCUUUUAGAGCGGGUUGGUUGACUUAUAAAUGUCAGGUCCGUUGAUCUUUGGAUUAAUUUCUACACAAGCUUCAGUCUUAGUCGAUAGUGUAAUAUUCUUUUUGCCUGUUGAUUUAACCUUCCUGGGCGUUGUUUUUGCUAUGAUGCCCAUUACGUGAGCUUUACUUCAUAUGUGUAGAGGUAAAUUUUAGCUCGAGUCAUUGGAAGGAGGCUGUAUAUUUGGUCAUGUCAACGGUGAUACUGAUCUUAAAAUUGUAUGUAAACAAAGAAAAUAAUCGGAGCUCUUUUGCAUCAAUAAUUACUAAACAAAAAUUUGUUUAGAUAGAA
Molecule: messenger RNA, 2852 nt
Organism: Syzygium oleosum
Lineage: Eukaryota; Viridiplantae; Streptophyta; Magnoliopsida; Myrtales; Myrtaceae
Exons: 15
Coding region: 210-2486 (758 amino acids)
Biological process (GO): intracellular monoatomic cation homeostasis
Cellular component (GO): mitochondrial inner membrane
Molecular function (GO): ribosome binding; calcium ion binding
Source: RefSeq, a predicted model, not a curated record